This is a messenger RNA of Camellia sinensis, 1995 nucleotides long. The record is from RefSeq and is a predicted model, not a curated record. NCBI's taxonomy places the organism in Eukaryota, Viridiplantae, Streptophyta, Magnoliopsida, Ericales, Theaceae.
UUAUACUUGCCUUCUUUGGAUUGGUGAGGCCUAGGGUUUCUUUUCAUGGUUCACAAAUUUUCAUUCUCAUUUUUUCUUCUCUCUGUCCUCUUCUUCAUUUCAGGUUUCUGAAAUUAAUACCACGUUAUCGAUUUCCUCGAUUUCAGAGCACAAAAUCAGUUUUUGGCUGGCAAAUUAUUUUUGCAGCAAUCAAGAAUAUGAUUGAAUGAAGUUUGCUCAGACAGUAUGGAUGGAGUUGGUGAUGAAUUGGCUACAAUUGAUGCUGUGGAUAACACACAUCUUCAAAGCAAAGAUGGUGAGUAUUCACGGAAAGCAGACAAUGCUGGUAUGAUGGAAUCACAUGAAAUGAUGAUACCCAGUGAGCGUGAAUGUCAUGGGGGCUCCUCCCCUUCAUUUACAACUAUUUUAGAGGGCAAGAACCCAGACAGAGGUUGUGUGUCUGAACGUCCAAGUGCUAGUAUUCAUUGUGUGGAUGAUGCUGGGGUCAUGGCUGAAGAGUUAACACUACAAAAUUUUAAGAAUGAAAGCAUAGCUAUAGUGAGUACCUCAAGCAAUAGGGAUGCUAUAAUAUCGAAUGCCUGGGAGGACGUUGGAUACACAGUUUUUCCAGAAUUAUUGGGUCCAAAACCACCAGAUGAUGUUCACAUUGAUAACGUGGAACAUGUACUGAAUAAUGAAAGCAAAGCUGUUGCAAGCAAUCCAUUAGCACCUCCUGGAGGUAUCAGGACAAAAAUUCUUUCUAAAUCUGGGUUUUCUGAGUAUUUUGUUAAGAAUACCCUGAAAAGUAAGGGGGUUAUAUUUAAAGGUCCAGCUCGUGAAGGAUUUGGUGCGGUGAUUAGGGGCCAGACGGAUUCCAAGGCUUCCAGUACUGCUAUGGUAGCUUUUAACGCACCAUUGAGUUCAAGUACUAAAACUGUUGUGCCUCCUUCUCAUGAUGUUGCCAGGCCUGGGCUGGGUCCCAGUCUCAAUGCUUUUCAUGAUGGAGUCAGUCUGAGAGAAUGGCUGAAAGCAGGGCAAUAUAAGGCAAAUAAAGUCAAUAGUUUUCAUAUAUUUAGGCAGAUUGUGGGUCUCGUGGAUAUCUCUCACGCUAAAGGAGUUGCCUUGCAAGGCUUACGGCCGUCCUGCUUCAAGUUGUUGCCAUCAAAUCAGGUUAUAUACCUUGGAUCAUGUGUCCGCAUGAAACUGCAGAGAAUUCUAUAGAUCAGGAUAGUUUCCUCUCAGAAAAUGAUCGAAAUGAGAAAAGGCCAUUAGAACAGGCGAUGCAUCCUGCUGUUAGUGAGCGGAUAAAGAAGCAAAAGUUUGGGGAGAACCUGAACUUUAUCAGACAGUGGCAUCAGUUUCCAUCAAGAUCUAGCUUUAAAACCGCAACUGGUCAUGAUACUGAUGUCAGUAUUGCUGGGCUAAAGGAUUCCUGGAAUGAAUUGAACAAAGAGCACAACCUGAGAAGAGAAUACAAGAGUGAGAGCAACUACAGCAGGCUUACACCCCAACUGCGGUCUACUUAUGCAAGUGACCCAUUGGAAGAGAAGAAGUGGUAUACCAGUCCUGAGGAGCUUAGCGGGAAGGGAUGCACAUUUUCAUCAAAUAUCUACAUUCUGGGGGUUUUACUCUUUGAGUUGCUUAGCCCUUUUCACUCUGAAAGGGAACUUGCUGCUGCCAUGUCUGAUCUGCAUUAUAGGAUUCUUCCUCCAAACUUCCUGUCGAAGAAUCCCAAGGAAGUUGGAUUCUGUCUUUGGCUUCUUCAUCUUGAACCUUCAUUACGCCCGACAGCAAGGUAAUACUGUCUUUAAACUUUUAUUCUAGUCCAACUGUGAGAUACGUUGUUCAUUUUACUUUUUCAGGGAAAGCUAUCUCUAAAUCAAAGUUAAUACCUUUCACCUCUGAGAAGCCUUCUUUUGAGUUAUGAUGUCUGUGGAUGUUAACGUUUCCCCUACAACUAUGCAGUCAAUAGGACUCCUGAUUUUUUUUUUUUUGGGAAGGUUAGCUUUGGCAGAC